This is a messenger RNA of Mytilinidion resinicola, 1650 nucleotides long. RefSeq lists its product as uncharacterized. Bases 280 to 1530 code for a protein of 416 amino acids. Gene Ontology annotation, cellular component: nucleus. The transcript is spliced from 3 exons. The record is from RefSeq and is a predicted model, not a curated record. Gene Ontology annotation, molecular function: DNA binding; zinc ion binding. Lineage: Eukaryota; Fungi; Ascomycota; Dothideomycetes; Mytilinidiales; Mytilinidiaceae. Gene Ontology annotation, biological process: DNA-templated transcription.
CGGCCAGGAUGUCUCGCCUGCCUCAAACGUCAGUCCGAGUGUCGCUAUUCCGAGGUAGCAAACCUAAUAGCUUCUGCCGAUUCCAGGCGAAGCGUCGAUCGAUCGCACUCUGCUAAAGCAAAGAAGCAGAAAGAAACAUCUAUCACGGAGAGCGAAAAUGGCAGUCUAUCCCAAAAGAUGCCAACAUCAAGAUCACAGGACCGAAGUAUGUCGCUUACAUCAACGGCCUCAUCUUCUGUCUUGCUAUCAAAGAUCCCGAAUUCUACUCAAAGCUCGUCCAUGUUUUUUGGAUUGGGCUCACAGCAUCCUUUCACCAAUUACUGGACCAGCCAGGGCGGCUUACCCGAAGUCGUCGGAGUCCUACCAAGCAAGGACCAAGCGGAUAUCCUCGUGGCCAAGUACUUCGAUGCCGUCGAUCCAGUGUAUCCCAUGAUACACAAACGGAACUUCCACAUCGAGUAUGAGCGUUUCUGGUCCUUGUCUCUCCAAGAUAAGCAGAUAGCCGAACCGAGUCUGCUCGCCCUGCAUUUCAUUAUAUAUGCUCUGGCAACGCAAUUCAUCCAAACACCAUCAAACCAGGAACGAACCCAGAUUGCCGAGUUCUACGUGUCAGCAGCUCAACAAGCGCUACGAUUGUCUUCUUAUCUGAGCCGGACAUCAGUGAGGGCCAUCCAAGCCAUGGUACUCGUCUGCUAUUUCCUCAUGAACGAUAAUCACGCUUCGGAUGCUUGGGGCUUCGGCGGUGUCUUGACUCGCCAAGCAUAUGCCAUGGGUCUAAACCGAGAUCCAGAUAUCGUGUGCCCCCGGUGCUCGUUGAGCGAAAGACAGCAGAAACGAAAGGUCUGGCAGGCGGUCCUAUUCCAAGACACGUUCCUAACCGUGCUUCUCAAAUUACCCCCAACGACGACGUUCUCGGAUGUCCGAGUGGAAUUACUGACCGACGACCUCGAUGAGAACGUCGGAGCUGGACUAACCUCAAACGGCGGCCAUGAACCUGUUAUAAACCCUAUGAGCAUCGACAACAUCGCGCCAAUGUCAGAUCCACAUCCGCCAUACGAGCUAGCAGACCGGCAGUACAUUCGUUCCAUGUGGCAUCUCGCCAAUCUCGUGCAGCGAACGUUAUGUACUCCGCGAUCUCUCAACCGCCCGUUAACCAGCUCUCCGGAAGACAAGAUAAACCUCAUCAAAACCUACAGCGAGGUGCACGAUAGUUUCCCUUCCACGUUAAAAGCAUCCGAUUAUGGCAUGGUAUCUGGCCUUGCGAGCAGCAACCCUCGCGUGUUGCGCCAAUCAAUGUUUUUCCGCUCGAACUACUGGCACUGCGUCAUGAUCAUCCAAGCCGAUGUCAACGACGCUGAAGGCGUUUCCUGUAAUGUGCAAGGUGCUCUUGAAGCCGCACGAAUGGCCUUGGCGUCCUUUUUUGACUUCUGGGAAUUCUUGCGAGUCGACGCGGGGGUUUGGUGGGUUUUUCAGCACCGAGCUUUCGAGGAAGCAGUAGGACAUCCAGACGCGAUGUGUGUCGAACAAUAGCUAAUGCUUCAUGUAGCUACUCAUGGCCCGUAUUCUUUCCGCCCAGAACGAGCCGCUCUCGCCGAACCAAUUCGCUGUGCCGCCUAGCUCGGACCCUCUGUUCAUGCUCGCAAAACUGGA